This is a messenger RNA of Numida meleagris (helmeted guineafowl), 1245 nucleotides long. RefSeq names its product zinc finger protein 664-like. Gene Ontology annotation, molecular function: RNA polymerase II cis-regulatory region sequence-specific DNA binding; DNA-binding transcription factor activity, RNA polymerase II-specific. The record is from RefSeq and is a predicted model, not a curated record. Gene Ontology annotation, biological process: regulation of transcription by RNA polymerase II; central nervous system development. Gene Ontology annotation, cellular component: nucleus. Bases 1 to 1245 code for a protein of 414 amino acids. The transcript has a single exon. NCBI's taxonomy places the organism in Eukaryota, Metazoa, Chordata, Aves, Galliformes, Numididae.
AUGCGAAGGGAUGUCCGUGGGGGCCUGGAGCAAGGAGAGCACUUGAAGAAGGCACUGGGAAACCAUCCAGGAAAGAGAGUGAGGAACGCGCUGGGCUGCAGCACAGGUCAGGAGCAGCUGGAAGACGUAAGGAGCAAGGAAGAGUGCCAGAAGAAAAGGCAGAAUCUGUGGGAUGAGUCUGGGAAAAGCUGCAAGAGAUAUUCCAGCCGUGUUAACCAUGAAAGUAUCCGGCCUGGGGAGAGACUAUGUAAGUGUUGUGAUUGCGCAAAGAGCUUGCGAAGGAGUUCUGACCUCAUUGUCCAUCAGCGCAUCCACACAGGAGAGAGACCUUACAAGUGCCCUGAUUGUGCAAAGAGCUACAAAAGCAGAGCUGAACUCACUGUCCACCACCACAUCCACACAGAAGAGAGACCCUACAGAUGCUCUGAGUGUGGGAAGGGCUUCAAAAACAGAACUGAACUCAUCCGCCACCAGCGCAUCCACACAGGAAAGAGACCCUACAAGUGCCGUGAGUGUGGGAAGGGCUUCAAAAGCAGUACUGAUCUCAUCCGCCACCAGCUUGUCCACACAGGAGAGAGACCCUACAAGUGCCCUGAGUGUGGCAAGAGCUUCAAAACCAGAACUGACCUCAGUGUCCACCAGCGCAUCCACACAGGAGAGAGACCCUACAAGUGCGCUGAGUGUGGGAAGGGCUUCAAAAGCAGAGCUGAACUCACUGUCCACCAGCGCGUCCACACAGAAGAGAGACCCUACAGAUGCUCUGAGUGUGGGAAGGGCUUCCGAAGCAUUUCCAACCUCAUCCGCCACCAGCGCAUCCACACAGGUGAGAGACCCUACAAGUGCCCUGAGUGUGGGAAGAGCUUCAAAAGCAGUACUGAACUCACUGUCCACCAGCGCAUCCACACAGGAGAGAGACCCUACAAGUGCCCUGAGUGUGGGAAGGGCUUCAGUAGGCGUUCCCAACUAAUCAGCCACCAGCGCAUCCACACAGGAGAGAGACCCUACAAGUGCCCUGAGUGUGGGAAGGGCUUCAGCAGCAGUUCCCACCUCAUCCGCCACCAGGGAAUCCACACAGGAGAGAGACCCUACAAGUGCCCUGAGUGUGGAAAGAGCUUCAAAAGGAGUGCCCAUCUCAUCUGCCACCAGUGCAUCCACACAGGAGAGAGACCCUUCAAGUGCCCUGAGUGUGGGAACGGCUUCAAAAGCAGUAGUGAACUCACUGUCCACCAGCGCAUCCACAAUUGA